Messenger RNA from Suillus subalutaceus, 840 nucleotides. RefSeq names its product WD40-repeat-containing domain protein. Bases 1 to 840 code for a protein of 279 amino acids. Gene Ontology annotation, molecular function: protein binding. The record is from RefSeq and is a predicted model, not a curated record. The transcript is spliced from 5 exons. Lineage: Eukaryota; Fungi; Basidiomycota; Agaricomycetes; Boletales; Suillaceae.
AUGACAUGGAAUACAGCCAAGUGGGAGCAAAUUGCGGUACUUGUUGAGCACACUUUUCCUGUCUAUGCCAUUGCAAUAUCACCGAAUGGCCGCAUCCUUGCAAGUGCAUCUUUCGACAGUACAGCGCGAUUGUGGAACCUCGACGAUGGACAACCCACCAGUCCAUCCCUCCAGCAUGCACGACCAGUUCAAUACGUAUCAUUUUCGGACGAUGGAAAGCUACUAGCAACUGGCUGCUCGGACCAAAACGCGUAUACAUGGGAUGUUGCUGCGAUUGUUCGAGAAGCGGGACUCAACGACCUUCUUUCGGAUCCAAAGGCCAACAAGUUGGCGCUCCAUGCAGAUGCUACACGACGUCCGCCUGCUUAUCGGGUACCCCAAGGCUUUUUCGAUGGUGCCCCACCAGAUGUUUCUCAAUUCUCUGCACUAAGCGGCCCCCAAUCCUCCUCAGAACCGCAGGGAAGCACACUUCUUCGUCGCUUAUUCUACCGCAGCCCUCCAAAUGCCCAUGAUACGUCACCGUCCUCCCCUUUCAAGUGGGCUCAAGCCCUUUUGAAACGGCCCAGACAAAGUAGUGAAAGCGCUGAGUUGCAAGGGCGUGGCCAAGUUGCCGAGGUUCCGUACGCAAAGGGCAAACGUCCCAAUGUCGCUAAGCCAUCUUCGCAACAACAGGCAACUGGCUCCUCAUCGUCUACCACACCUGCUGCCGGUGAUAAUACCGCGGCUACGAAUUCAGCGCCCUCGCGCCCUGAUGUAAUUCUCAGACAGGCUGGACUCUGGACUCGCUUCUGGCUCUUCAUUGGUUGUCUGUCUCCUGAAUACCAGGAUGGUCGUCAUUAA